Molecule: messenger RNA, 681 nt
Organism: Notechis scutatus (mainland tiger snake)
Lineage: Eukaryota; Metazoa; Chordata; Lepidosauria; Squamata; Elapidae
Gene: HOXB6
Product: homeobox B6
Biological process (GO): anterior/posterior pattern specification; regulation of transcription by RNA polymerase II
Cellular component (GO): nucleus
Molecular function (GO): DNA-binding transcription factor activity, RNA polymerase II-specific; RNA polymerase II cis-regulatory region sequence-specific DNA binding
Source: RefSeq, a predicted model, not a curated record
AUGAGUUCUUAUUUUGUCAACUCUACUUUUCCGGUGAGCUUAGCCGGGGGUCAAGAACCGUUCCUGGGACAGCUCCCCUUAUAUUCCACGGGCUACGCGGAUCCUUUAAGGCACUAUCCCAGCACGUAUGGAACUGGGGGCGGUGGGGUCCAGGAGAAAGGUUACGCGGGCGCGCCUUACUACCAGCAAACCAACGGAGCUUACAACCGGAGUCCAGCCUGCGAUUACGGGACAUCUGGUUUUUACAGGGAGAAAGAGACAGGCUGUUCUCUUUCGAGCCUAGAGGAGCCUGUCCAGUUCGGCCAGGAACAAGCCCGGAAGUCAGAAUGCUCACAGAGCAAGCACGUUUUCGGGGACAACGAGGAUCAAAAGUGCUCCACGCCAGUAUAUCCUUGGAUGCAGAGAAUGAAUUCCUGCAAUAGUUCCUCCUUUGGGCCGAGUGGCAGGCGAGGCCGGCAGACUUAUACUCGCUACCAGACUCUGGAGCUGGAGAAAGAAUUCCAUUUUAACCGUUACCUGACCAGGCGCCGACGCAUCGAGAUCGCUCACGCCCUGUGUCUGACGGAGCGCCAGAUAAAAAUCUGGUUUCAGAACCGAAGGAUGAAAUGGAAAAAGGAAAAUAAGCUCCUUAACUCCACUCAGCUGAGCGCCGAGGAAGAAGAGGAGAAACCAACGGAAUGA